This is a messenger RNA of Annulohypoxylon truncatum, 444 nucleotides long. RefSeq lists its product as uncharacterized. The record is from RefSeq and is a predicted model, not a curated record. The transcript has 4 exons. NCBI's taxonomy places the organism in Eukaryota, Fungi, Ascomycota, Sordariomycetes, Xylariales, Hypoxylaceae. The coding region runs from base 1 to 444 and encodes 147 amino acids.
AUGGCUUCUUGCUUCAAGAUAGUUCGCCGACUCUUCCAGCCAGUAUCCGCCAGAGUUCAACCUAACACCGUUAGAUUCACUCGAAACCCCGUCAAGACGCAAAUGGCGACCAUCACGACCCCACCUCCCGGCAAGCUCGAGUGGCUUGUCGUCAUCCCCGAUAAGCCGGGUACCCAGCAGAAGAGGAUUGAAGUGCGCGCUCAGCACUUCGAGGGCUUAAAGCCGUAUGUCGAAUCUCAGCAGUUUAAGACAGGAGGUGCCGUCCUCAAAGACAAACCCGAGAGCGACGACCCCUCGACCUGGGACUGGUACGGUAGCACGAUAGUAGUCGUUGCCGAGUCUAAGGACGAAGUCAAGGCUAUCAUCGAGAAAGACAUUUAUACCAAAUCCGGAGUUUGGGAUACUGAAAAUGUGCCGGCAUUACCUGUAAUGGAUUUGUCGUAG